AUGCACAGAAAUCUACACGGAAUUUGGGAUCCUUGCAUUUCUUGGCUGUAUCCUUACAUGCAAAAAACUCAGCAGAAGCGCAAAGGCGGUCAAAUCAGAUUUACUAAUGAGCAGACGGAUGCUUUGGAACACAAAUUUGACUCACAUAAAUACCUCAGCCCACAAGAGAGAAAGAAGCUAGCCAAAUCUUUGAGCCUCAGCGAACGUCAGGUUGGGCGACGACCUGUGGUGAAAGCUAAGCUCGCCGUGGCAGGGCUGCUUAGUUUGGGGAAAAGUCUUUUAGCCACUCCAGCAGGUUCACUACCUCACCACCCUUCACACUGGGUCCUGCCGUCUCAGACGUCGGGCGGUAUGGUGACCGACUGUGUACUUACAACGGUGUCCACAGACGCUGAACUGUAUCCUCUUCUCAGAGCAGCAGAGCGUAUCAAAUUUCUGAUUGCUCUGCAGGAGACCAAGUGCAGAAGGAGCGACGCACGACAGAUGAAUGACGGUACACUCGCCAUUCCUGGAGAGAAAGUUCCGUCGCGAAAUAUCGUGUCACCUCUUUUGGCCAUUCUUCGCCUACGCCCUCUGCGCCGAAAACCCAUCAGCAUCCUCAACUACUACUCACCAACAUCAGCAGCUGAUGAAUCCGCAAUGGACGCGUUUUGCGAGGAGCUGGAGGAAGUGAUGCCCAACGAGAAGCCCUUCUACAAAUUCGUUGUCGGAGACUUCAACGCAAAACUAGGAAAGGCCACAGAAGAGGAAUACAGGUACUUUGUACUACUAAUCUAUGGGCUACUGUACUCAAGCGCUAACUUUUAUGUGGGUACUAGUGUGCUGGCUGUUCUGGUUUUCGGUAUUGAAACUAAACGUCCUAUCUUAAGAUUAACUAAAAGGUCGCAGUUUAUUCCUGAAAACUUUUAUGCGCUUGUAUUGUUCCAUGCAGAUAGAAUGCCAACAUCGUGUGUGGUUGCAAGAAUAAUAAUUGUUUUAGCUUUACAAAACGUUGCGAAUUCCUUUAGACAACGAGACUACCAACGUCCCGUUUGUUCUGAGGAACAGACGUGCUCGUAUGAAGCUCUCGGUGUGGUGUUUGCACUAUGUGAUUGUCCCGCAGAAGAGAAGACAUGUCCUCAAGAUCCAAAAAAUGCUAUUGAGCACAGGAAAACACAGUACUUUUUUUGCUCACGUCGAAAUGUGCCCGUGUGUGAAGAUGGAGAUAUAUCGACUACAGUAACUGGGAUUCAAACGGCCAUUCAUUGUAUUUGUGAUGAAGCAUAUGAUCUUGUCCAGGAAAAAAGUGUGGAUAAAGGAACAACUAUUUAUGCUUGUCAGCAAAGACGUCUCUGCAACCCCGAAGAGGAUUGCGGAUUAAGAAGCUUUGUUGGCGAGAUGAGAGUUAACAAAAGGCAAGGAAAGUCAUUUUGGAUAGGAAACAAUAAGGUAGAAUCGGAAAUCUGCCCAGAGCAACACUUUAUGUUCAGGAUGAUGUUUUGCAAAUACCACGAAGAUGAGUGCUGGUCAGAUCCUGAUCACUUUGGAUUAGAGCCUGAAACAACUCCUACGCAUUUUACUGAAGAAGAAGCGAGACGAAAUGUACGCAAUGAUAAAGAAGUGUACGUCGAAGGAACACUAUUGUGCUCAAUACCUAGAAGAUCGUUUCUGGAUGAGAAUAGUGGAUGGGUCGAUUUCGAUUUGCAAUUCUAUUCGAUCUAA
Necator americanus (New World hookworm) is the source of this 1701-nucleotide messenger RNA. RefSeq lists its product as uncharacterized. The record is from RefSeq and is a predicted model, not a curated record. Lineage: Eukaryota; Metazoa; Nematoda; Chromadorea; Rhabditida; Ancylostomatidae. Gene Ontology annotation, biological process: regulation of transcription by RNA polymerase II; cell differentiation. Gene Ontology annotation, molecular function: DNA-binding transcription factor activity, RNA polymerase II-specific; RNA polymerase II cis-regulatory region sequence-specific DNA binding. The coding region runs from base 1 to 1701 and encodes 566 amino acids. The transcript is spliced from 13 exons.